AUGGGCUGUGCUAUUUCACGAGCCAAAAUUUCAGUGCAGUCACGUACGAGUCGGGUUGAAUAUCGCAAUCUGUCUUUCAACGAGACUGAGCUGGACAGGACUAUGAGUAUUGUGACGGGCUGGGCCGGGCUGACCUACAUCAUUCCCUCCCUCAUUCGCCCGAUACCUGAAAGGAAAUAUAGAUACGACUACCUUUUCAAGCUCCUCCUGAUCGGCGACUCCGGUGUAGGCAAGUCAUGCUUGUUGCUGCGGUUUGCGGAUGAUACGUAUACCGAGAGUUAUAUUUCGACGAUUGGAGUGGAUUUCAAAAUCCGAACAAUCGAGCUGGACGGCAAAACUGUCAAACUCCAAAUCUGGGACACAGCCGGCCAGGAACGUUUCCGAACCAUCACAUCCUCCUACUACCGCGGCGCACAUGGCAUCUGCAUCGUCUACGACGUGACGGACAUGGACUCCUUCAACAACGUGAAGCAAUGGCUGCAGGAGAUCGACCGCUAUGCCACCGAAGGCGUGAAUAAAUUGCUCGUCGGCAAUAAGAGUGAUAUGGAGGAUAAGAAGGCGGUUGAGUAUACGGUUGCUAAGGAAUUCGCUGAUUCCCUAGGCAUUCCCUUCCUGGAGACGUCCGCCAAGAGUGCGUCGAAUGUCGAGCAGGCGUUCUUGACCAUGGCGAGACAGAUUAAGGAGCGCAUGGGCACUGCGACCGUGAAUAAUAAGCCGACUGUGCAGGUUGGACAGGGGCAGGGAGUGCAGUCUGGGUCUGCGAGCGGGUGCUGUUAA
Messenger RNA from Paracoccidioides lutzii Pb01, 777 nucleotides. Its product is annotated as GTP-binding protein ypt1. Gene Ontology annotation, biological process: protein secretion; regulation of exocytosis. The record is from RefSeq and is a predicted model, not a curated record. Gene Ontology annotation, molecular function: GTP binding; GTPase activity. The coding region runs from base 1 to 777 and encodes 258 amino acids. The transcript has 5 exons.